AUGGACUUCUUUGAAAAGGCGCACAUUUCGAAGAAUGAACCUGUGAAGAAAGACACAAAGUCUGAGGAAACUGUAAAGAAGAAGCUGAAACUGAUGUUGGAAGGUUACAAGCAGAAUGACAACCAACUUAUCAUGAAGAGCGAGAACUUAAAUUUAGACCCACACCGACUUCUAGACGAUUCAAGUUCAGUAAGCGGUUUUUCGGAUUUAAAUCUAAGCAACUCGAGCAACGAGGGAGAUGUCAGCCGUGGUCAUGAGUCUCAAGAGGACAAGCCUUUAGCUGAGUUGGAACAUAGCAAAGAUGAUGAAGAAUUUAAAGAUUCAAGUGCAAGUAUAGGCAGUAGCUUGGAGAUGGACUCCAUUUCAGAAUGCAAUGAUACCUUAGAUUCAUUGUCAGAGGAUACGAGUAGUAAUACAUCAAGUGAUUAUGGCAUGUUUGGUUCUACAACAGACACAGCCACAGAGGUUGAUUUGGAAACCUCUACAGCACAGUUUGAUGCUGAUGGGGCAUUGGCCUCGAAAAUAUUACAAAGAUUAAACAAAAAAGUACCAACCAAAAAGAAGGCAAUAAAGAAAAUUCCUCCAGAAUUUAGGAUAGAUGACCAAAUGGAGACUGAUGGCCAUGAAGAUUCAGAUGCUAGUUCAACAGUUUCUUCGCCAUUUGUAUCAGUUUCUGCCACAGAAAUGUCCAAUCAGAGUUUGAAUGAUUUAUUGGGUAACUACAGACAUUCCACUGUUAGAAAUAUGCCGUCAGACAUUCAAACUAUUAACACAUCUAAUGAAACUAUGUUUCCUGUGGAAGUAAGUGAAAAUAUUGUAGUUACUGACAUAGAUAUUCAAUCAGAUAAUGAAGUUAUAGCUAAAGAUGGUGACUUUGAUUUAUCAGAUUAUUCUCCUUCUAUUGCCAAUGAAUCUGCAUUACGUGAUGACACUCUCGAUUCAGAAAUGGCACUUGAUUCUUCAUUGGAAUUUUCAGAGGAACUUGUAGAAUCUGUCAAAGUCUACUAUGCCAGAAAUUGUUGUAUAUUUGUUAUGAAACAUCCAGCGAAAUUGUACAUUCAUGGUAAAAUAAAUAUUCAAGCGCUGGGUGGUAGUUUAGAAAUUUUUGGGUAUAAGUUGAAAGAUGAAGUUUAUAAAGUGUAUGCACCGAAUUAUAAUUAUGCUCAUUGUUUAAGAACAGUUAAUAGUGAGAACUCUUACUAUGGACUUUUUGGUAAGCUGACAUCAUCAGGACUUUCAGUUUACGAAGCUGAAGAAAUUGUAACAUCCAUCGGAGCAUCAGAUGGUGUUGUCUGUAUGACAUCUCUGAAAUGCAAGCAAAUGGACUUUGUAGAAAAUAAUUUUGAAUUAACAGAUUUGUUUAGUAAAGUAAAUAGGCAAAUUGACAACUGUUUGCGUCAAGCAUCGGAGAUCCUCCGUUGCUCACUCUAUCUUACAGGACCGUGGAAGUGUUUUGAAGAAAAUGCCAGUUGGAGUCAAGCUUUUGAUAGAUCUUUCUAUGAACGAAGCAGAGGCAUUGUAUGUGGAGGGAAAGGUGUGGGUAAAUCUACAUUCCUCAGAUACAGUGUGAACCGACUGCUGAGUCAAGGGCCAGUGCUGGUCGUAGACCUGGACCCGGGGCAGGCAGAGUUCACAGUGGCUGGAAGUGUGUCAGCCACUGUGGUCACUAAGCCACUACUUGGACCUAAUUUCACUCAUCUCCAAAAACCGGACAAGAUGUUGUACUUAGGCAUGAUCAACACAAUGGACAACCCGAGACGUUACGCGGCCGCCGUCGCCGAACUCGUUACCCACUGCCGCGAACACGAGGCCUACCAGCGCAUGCCGUGGAUCGUAAACACGAUGGGAAUGUGCAACGCAAUGGGACUCAAAUUCAUUACCCACACAAUAAUGCACACACAACCCACGUUCCUACUCCAAAUAGAUUCAAAAGCCGCCAAAAAGAGAUUCCAAUGUUAUUUGAAUCCUGGCACAAUAAAGAACAUUUAUAAUGAAGAAUUCAAAAAUGAUUCUUUAUUCAAACAUGUACCGGUACCAGAAGCUCUGGAAUAUUCAUUUUUUUUGUGCGAUAGUUUGGAGGUAGUGGGGAAGAAAGACUUCUCUUUGGCGCCCAGGGAUGAAAGAUAUCUGAAUUACUUAGCGUAUUUCGGAGACCUGCUAAGGGCUCGCGAAGAGAAGGCGCUUCUAGGAAUUACGCCAUACGAGGUGAAUUUUCGCGAGCUCCAAGUCGGCUUCAACGUGCGAGUGGCGCCCGAAGCGGCCCUGAAGGUGAUCAACGGGAAAGUGGUCGCGUUGUGUCACCUGCCGCGCGGUGACGUCGCCGUGUUUACUCUCAGAGAUAAACCGCUGCUGUGCUAUGGACACGGUCUCGUCCGGGGCAUUGAUUACGAGCGCGAAAAGGUUUACAUCAUCACGCCGUGUCGACAGCUGGCCUCUGUCAACACGCUGGUGUAUGCGGACUGGGCGCCCGAGCUGCGGGGCCAGGAGCGCCACCUGCCCGAGGGCGUGGCCGUCCCCUACCGAACCACCACCACCCGCCACCAGCGGCAGCUCAUGUCUGCUCCCCGGAGGCGCUUCAACCCCCUACAGCUAUUGAAAAUGUCAAGGAGUUCCUAAUUGAAACAGUCAAUGAUUAGUUAAUAAAUUUGUAAUUGGAAUAGAUCCAAAAUAUCUUAAAUUAUAAAAGGAAGUCUAAUAUUAUGUUAAUUAAUGUAUAUUUCAAGAUAAUUUUGUACUUACAAUACUAAUAAACAUAACAUAGAUGAUU
Molecule: messenger RNA, 2767 nt
Organism: Amyelois transitella
Lineage: Eukaryota; Metazoa; Arthropoda; Insecta; Lepidoptera; Pyralidae
Product: polynucleotide 5'-hydroxyl-kinase NOL9
Exons: 5
Coding region: 1-2616 (871 amino acids)
Biological process (GO): cleavage in ITS2 between 5.8S rRNA and LSU-rRNA of tricistronic rRNA transcript (SSU-rRNA, 5.8S rRNA, LSU-rRNA)
Cellular component (GO): nucleus
Molecular function (GO): polynucleotide 5'-hydroxyl-kinase activity
Source: RefSeq, a predicted model, not a curated record